GUGCACCCGUUUGCCUUUAUAAGACAAUCUCCGCUACACCUUUUUCACAAUUCCAAUCUCCCUUCACUCCCAACGAAGAUGGGUUCCUAUAGAUCACUUCUAUCCACGGCGGUCCUUUUCUCCAUGUUCUUCGCCUUUUCGUCGGCGUUAGACAUGUCGAUCAUCAGCUACGACUCAAAGCACAGUGACAGAGCGAGUUGGAGGACCGACGACGAAGUGAUGACCAUGUACGAGUCCUGGCUCGUCAAGCACGCCAAGGUUUACAACGCCUUGGGUGAGAAAGAGAAGAGGUUUCAGAUCUUCAAGGACAACCUCCGGUUCAUCGACGACCACAACGCCGCCGAGAACCGGACCUACAAGCUGGGUCUGAACCGCUUCGCCGAUCUGACCAACGAGGAGUACCGUUCCAUGUACUUGGGGGCCAAGCGGAGGGUGUCGACGCCCAAGACGAGCGAUCGCUAUACUCCCCGCGUCGGCGAUAGCUUGCCGGACUCCGUCGAUUGGAGGGAAAAAGGUGCCGUCGUUGGAGUCAAAGACCAGGGUAGCUGUGGGAGUUGUUGGGCGUUCUCAACUAUUGCUGCUGUUGAGGGGAUAAACAAGGUAGUGACCGGAGAUUUGAUAUCAUUGUCGGAGCAAGAGUUGGUGGAUUGUGAUACAUCCUACAAUGAAGGAUGCAAUGGUGGCCUCAUGGACUAUGCUUUUGAGUUCAUAAUCAACAAUGGUGGAAUUGAUACCGAAGAUGAUUACCCCUACAAAGCUAGAGAUGGAAUGUGCGACCAAUACAGGAAAAAUGCAAAGGUUGUCACAAUUGAUGGUUACGAAGACGUUCCUCCAAAUGACGAGAAGGCAUUGCAAAAGGCAGUGGCAAGUCAACCAGUGAGUGUUGCUAUUGAAGGCGGCGGCCGGGAAUUCCAAUUAUAUAUCUCGGGUGUAUUCACGGGAAUUUGUGGGACACAACUAGACCAUGGUGUGGCUGCAGUUGGAUAUGGAACAGAAAAUGGUGUGGACUACUGGAUCGUGAAGAACUCUUGGGGUGCAAGCUGGGGAGAGGAUGGCUACAUCAGGAUGGAGCGUAAUACGGCUACAGCACUAACAGGCAAAUGUGGAAUCGCAAUGGAGCCCUCUUACCCCAUCAAGAAUGGCCAAAAUCCCCCCAACCCGGGUCCAUCUCCUCCAUCUCCAAUUAAGCCUCCCAAUAUGUGCGACGAUUACUAUGCAUGUGCUGAAAGCAACACCUGCUGCUGUCUCUUUGAAUUCGGCAAAUAUUGCUUCGAGUGGGGAUGCUGCCCACUUGAGGGUGCCACCUGCUGUGAUGACCAUUAUAGUUGCUGCCCCCAUGAAUACCCCGUAUGCAAUGUUUACUCAGGGACGUGCCUGACGAGCAAGAACAAUCCAUUGGGAGUGAAGGCGAUGAGGCGCGUUCCUGCCAAACCUCAUUGGGCAUUCGGGGGUGGAAAGAGCAGCAGUGCUUGAUUGCCUUGGAGUUUGUUUGAAGUUGAUGAUCUUGUUAGUAUUAUGAUACUGCAAACCCCAUUUCCACCAUUAUAUAUAGAUGACAAAUAGAUGGAUGGUCUAUUGAUCAUGAUAUGUAUGUAUAUAGUGCUUUAUAUUUUUAUAUUUCUGUUAGUCAACAAACAGAUUGUUGUCGAUUUCCAUUUGACUCAAAUUAUGUACAGUAUUUAAAUGCUUCAUGUUCCAGUUAUAUUUUGUGGGCCUUCCAUGAAUUGUUUCUCAUUCCAAUGUUGAUUUUAGUACAUUUUGAUGAUAAUAAAAUUUUGUUUCUUUAUUA
Cornus florida is the source of this 1789-nucleotide messenger RNA. RefSeq names its product cysteine proteinase mucunain-like. The record is from RefSeq and is a predicted model, not a curated record. Bases 79 to 1473 code for a protein of 464 amino acids. The transcript is spliced from 5 exons. NCBI's taxonomy places the organism in Eukaryota, Viridiplantae, Streptophyta, Magnoliopsida, Cornales, Cornaceae. Gene Ontology annotation, molecular function: cysteine-type endopeptidase activity. Gene Ontology annotation, cellular component: lysosome.